This is a messenger RNA of Prorocentrum cordatum, 843 nucleotides long. The record is from the annotation of a GenBank genome assembly. NCBI's taxonomy places the organism in Eukaryota, Dinophyceae, Prorocentrales, Prorocentraceae.
GUGUACAGCGGCGACAAGAACGUCAGCGUCAUGGGCCGCCGCUUCCGCCCAGCCCUCGGCGAGGCAGACGGCAGGCCGAGGCCGUUCUUGCGCAGGUCCUUGAGCUACUACAAGCGUGAGAAGUUUGGCCAGAAGAGCCCCUUCCCCGACAUUCAGGAGUACAAGCUCAUUUUCCGCUCGUUGUGCUUCUUGCAGGCAGUCGUCGUCACCUCCCUCAUCGUCGCCUACCUGGGCCACCCCCCCGACAACUGGGUGGACAUUGGCCUCUUCGGACUGGCACUCGCCGCGUGGCCGUUCACAGGCCUCAGCGUGCUGCCCACGUUCAUCCGCAGGCUGACAAUGAGGAGCUCCAUCGAGGGGGACAAAGAUAAGGCGCUCAUCAGAGAGGGCUUGCUGGCGGCCAAGGAGGGGCUGCUCCGAGACUUCGCGCGGCUGGUGCAGGUCGCCGGCUUCGAGCGCCGCGCCAUGGAGCGGGGCGAGCCGUGGGCCACCUGCGACGACGCGCGGUGGACGGUGGUCGACGCGCGGCGUGCGUUCCAGAGGGGCGCCGCGGCCUUCGAGAAACUCCCGAAAACCGAGCAAGAGGAGAUCUGGCAGCUGUUCGCCGCCGCCGACCCCGACAACGACGGCGAGGUCGAGGAGCGGGAGAUGGCGGAGCUCUUCGGGUUCGCCAUGGGCCGCGGCUCCCGGGCCCUCGCGGGGUACGGCGCCGCCGUGCCCGGGCAGGGCAUCAUCAGGCUGGUAGACUUCGACGGCCGUCGGGCAGUCACGUGGCCGAAGUUCCAGGAGACCAGCCGCGAUCUUGGCCGCCAGCUCGGAGGAGCCCGAGGCCCUCGAGGGUGA